GUUCCACCCACAUUGUCGUGUCGCUUCCGGGUGGCCACUCAAGACUCAUCCAGCGAGUUGUCGUUAUCUCAACGCUGUAAACAAAAGUUACUAAACGGUUUAGCUCCCUCGACACAUUAAUCAAAAAGACAUGCAUAUCAAAACAGGUACAUGGGAAGCCAACAACACUGUGUGUGAGUCCGAUAACCUGUGCGACCCAGCAGUCCUCGUUUCAGCCACUAACUCUGAGCCUCACAUUCGUAACCGCCGCCUGUCCCCUGGCUCAGGAAACUGCGGAGGUGGUGGGGGUGGAGGCUGCAUCUCUGGAGGUGACCAGCAGCCCCGGCAGCUUUCACCUGAGGGUGACCUGAUUGGACCCGGUCACACACACGGUUUCACCUUCCGCAGGGAAAAAGAACGCAAGGGCCAGCAGCACAAAGGGCGCAGCCUCCGUAGGGAAAGUCAGAAGGGGGUCAGCCGAGUAAGUGAACGGCCACAAAAAGUUCAUCAGAAGGAGAGGUGGGUGGAGGACAGUCUGUCACUGCUCAAGCCCCCGCCUGCCUUCCCAGUGCAGGACAGCCCCGCCAAGCUGCAGCCCGCUGUCAGCUACGCUUCCAAGGUGAAAGCGGGAGCAGCAGGUGGAGCGCUGGAGGAGGACCGCCCCGCCAUCGGUGUGCUGCUUCAGAACCAGUGGGGUCUCAGUUUCAUCAGCGAGGCGAGGCCGGUCACUGAGGGUUCGAGCCCUCGCCCCGCUGCAAACACCCUCCCACCUCAGCCCACAGACGCUAACCAGCCAGAAGACCUACAGCUCGACACAAGUCUCACAGUCCAGGUCCCUGAAGAAACAUCAGUCACUACCUCCGUCACCCCAAACACGCGUCCAGAGGUGGACGAGAGCAACGGGAAGCUGCUGCUUAGCUGUCGCCAUCUAGUGGAGGCGUUGAACUAUCACAAUAGAGAAUGGAAUGCUAUGUGUAACAGACAGAAAAGAGAUCCAAAAAGGAUUGUCUGGUACAAGGACACCAAGGAGCACCCAGCCUAGCAGUGUGAGAAACCCAAAGUUCUAUAUAAACACAUACAACACACGCCUACAUGCACAUUAAAACAUGUAAAGAUGGACAACUUUUGAGUCCCGUUCACACACACACACACUGCACUCAGGAUGAUGUCUUCACGCAAAGCCACACUGAGACACUUUGGACUAACUCCUCUGAGAUCUUACAGCAAUGGACUUUUUUUAACGCCUUACAGAGAGCCUGCCUUAAUUAAUCAGAUGUGUUUCCAUCGCCUCUCAUUACCAUUUUUAGCUUGUAUGUGUAGAGCUGGUCUUUUUUUAAAACAAUCUCUGAGGAACUGUAAAUUAAUUUUUCCCCCCUUUUGAAAGCUGCAGUUUUAUCAAACUUUUCUUUUUCCUCUGUAAAGCGAGUGGUCAAUCAAGCACUUUGUUAAAAAAUCUGUUGUGACCAAUCCCUGUGUGCGAGAAACCCUCACCAGAGUGAUUUAUCCCCCUUCCCCUCAAUUAUAAACAGAAUGUCUUGUUCCUGCUUGAGUUCUAUGGUUCAUGUAUGCAGAGGACUUCUGUGUCCGUGUCUUCAGUUUACAUAAGGGUGUAGUCAAAGGCACAGUUAGAAUUCACCCUUUACCCCUGUCAGAUCUUAAUGCUGUGUUCAUUUCUUUGUUUUUAUUUGGUUCCCUAAUCAGGUGAAUGUGUUAUUCAUGAAUCCAUAAGGGAUCUCACCGUGUCCAGUAUGUUGAUUUUUGAGAAGAAAAUUUAUUGAAUAAAAAAAUUUACACUGGAGAAGGAGGAGGAAUGUAAGUGAACGGUAUUGCUCAAUAAAAAUGAAUAAACUUGAUAAGUUCAAUCUUA
Seriola aureovittata is the source of this 1846-nucleotide messenger RNA. RefSeq lists its product as uncharacterized. NCBI's taxonomy places the organism in Eukaryota, Metazoa, Chordata, Actinopteri, Carangiformes, Carangidae. The transcript has 4 exons. The record is from RefSeq and is a predicted model, not a curated record. Gene Ontology annotation, molecular function: RNA binding. Gene Ontology annotation, cellular component: cytoplasmic stress granule; nucleoplasm. The coding region runs from base 131 to 1021 and encodes 296 amino acids.